UAAGCCCCAAAGCAAGCGAGAUGUCCCUGUGGGGAGCAGUCCCUCUGCACCCCACAGCGAAGAGGACACAGGGGUCAGAGGUGGUCGCAGGGCAAGCAGAAGAGGCACCUGUGAAAGGUGCAGGGCUGGUGGCCUGGGACAGUUAGGAAAGGAGGUCAGCUGGUGACGAGAGAGCUCAGAGGCAUCCCUUGAGUGAGCACCGUGCCGGAAAGACUUCAGCCAUGCCUCACAACUCCGACAGCAGUGACUCCAGCUUCAGUCGCUCUUCUCCCCCUGGCAAGCAGGAUUCAUCUGAUGAUGUGAGGAAAGUUCAGAGAAGAGAGAAAAAUCGCAUUGCUGCCCAGAAAAGCCGACAGAGACAGACACAGAAAGCUGACACUCUGCACUUGGAGAGUGAAGACCUAGAGAAACAGAACGCAGCCCUGCGCAAGGAGAUCAAGCAGCUCACGGAGGAGCUGAAGUACUUCACGUCGGUGCUGAGCAGCCACGAGCCCCUGUGCUCCGUGCUGGCCACCAGCACCCCAUCGCCCCCCGAGGUGGUGUACAGUGCCCAUGCCUUCCACCAGCCCCACGUCGGCUCCCCGCGCUUCCAGCCCUGAGCUUCCAGGCAAGGAGAGCACAGAGCCCCCAUCCCCGCUGCUCCUGCAGCCUCUGGAGUGCACACAGACUGUGGCUGGACUGCCCUGUCUCCAUCUGGAGACCUGGCAGCAGAGACCGAGACAAGGAUUGAGUUCAAGGACAGUAGCAGCCAAAUGGGCCUAAGGCCCCCGGCAUCGUGGAGCCAACCAGGGUGUGCUGGACACCCCCGUGUGGGUGGAGUUGCAAACUGACACAUCACACACCACGGCCAGGUGACCCAGCACAAAGGGAGAAGACAAA
Heterocephalus glaber (naked mole-rat) is the source of this 879-nucleotide messenger RNA. It is a transcript of the gene Batf, whose product is annotated as basic leucine zipper ATF-like transcription factor. The record is from RefSeq and is a predicted model, not a curated record. Lineage: Eukaryota; Metazoa; Chordata; Mammalia; Rodentia; Bathyergidae. Gene Ontology annotation, molecular function: DNA-binding transcription factor activity, RNA polymerase II-specific; RNA polymerase II cis-regulatory region sequence-specific DNA binding. Gene Ontology annotation, cellular component: nucleus. Gene Ontology annotation, biological process: regulation of transcription by RNA polymerase II.